This is a messenger RNA of Gekko japonicus, 2758 nucleotides long. RefSeq names its product zinc finger protein 850-like. Gene Ontology annotation, molecular function: RNA polymerase II transcription regulatory region sequence-specific DNA binding; DNA-binding transcription factor activity, RNA polymerase II-specific. The record is from RefSeq and is a predicted model, not a curated record. Gene Ontology annotation, biological process: regulation of transcription by RNA polymerase II. NCBI's taxonomy places the organism in Eukaryota, Metazoa, Chordata, Lepidosauria, Squamata, Gekkonidae. Gene Ontology annotation, cellular component: nucleus. The transcript has 4 exons. The coding region runs from base 54 to 2654 and encodes 866 amino acids.
CUAACAUUAAGACACAAGAGAGAACUCAAACAUGGGAGAAACGACAUAAAUGUAUGGAAUGUGGAAAGGGCUUCAACCGGAGUGACCACCUGACUGCACAUCAAAGGAUUCAUACAGGGGAGAAGUCAUACAAAUGCCUGGAGUGUGGGAAGAGCUUCAGUCAGAGCAGAAGACUUACUUCUCACAAACGCAUUCACACAGGAGAGAGACCAUAUACAUGCUUGCAGUGCGGGAAGAGCUUCAGUGAAAGUGGAAACCUUAAUUCACAUCAAAUGAUUCACAGUGGGGAGAAACCAUAUAAAUGCUUGCAGUGUGGAAAAAGCUUCCGUCAUAGUUCAAAACUGACUGCACAUCAAAUUAUUCACACCGGGGAGAAACCAUAUACAUGUUUUCAUUGUGGCAAAAACUUCAGUCAGAGUUCAAACCUUGCUUCCCAUCAGAGGAUUCACACAGGAGAGGAACCAUAUAAAUGCCUGCAGUGUGGAAAGAGUUUCAGAUGGAGGGAUAAUUUAAGUUCACAUCAAAGAAUUCACACAGGGGAGAAACCAUAUAAAUGCUUAGAGUGUGGAAAGAGUUUCAUAAGGAGUGCCAACCUCACUUCACAUCAAAUGAUUCACACUGGGGAGAAACCAUAUAAAUGUCUGGAAUGUGGAAAGAACUUCAGAAGGACUGCAGAACUUACUUUUCACCAGAGGAUUCACACAGGCAAGAAACCCUAUAAAUGCUUGGAAUGUGGAAAGAACUUCAGCUGGGGUGCAGAACUUACCUCUCACCAGAGGAUUCACACUGGGGAGAAACCAUAUAAAUGCCUAGAAUGUGGAAAGAGCUUCAGUAGGAAUGACAAUCUAAGUUCACAUCAAAGGAUUCACACAGGAGAGAAACCAUACAAAUGCCUGGAGUGUGGAAAGACCUUCAGUCGGAUUGCAAACCUGAUUUCCCACCAAAGGAUUCACACAGGGGAGAAACCAUAUGAAUGUCUAGAGUGCGGGAAGAGCUAUAGUCACAUUAAUAGCCUUACUUCUCACCAAAGGAUUCACACAGGGGAAAAACCAUAUAAAUGCUUGCAGUGUGGAAAGAGCUUCAGUGAGAGUGCAAACCUUAUUUCACAUCAGAGAAUUCACACUGGGGAGAAACCAUAUAAAUGCUUGGAAUGUGGGAAGAGUUUCAGUUGGGGUGCAAACCUUGCUUCACACCAAAGGAUUCACACGGGGGAAAAACCAUAUAAAUGCUUGCAAUGUGGGAAGAGCUUCAGUCAAAGAGCACACCUUACUUCCCAUGAAACCAUUCACACUGGGGAGAGGCCAUAUAAAUGCUUAGAGUGUGGAAAGAGCUUCAAUAGAAGUUCAAAUCUCCAUUCUCAUCAAAGUAUUCACACAGGUGAGAAACCAUAUAAAUGCUUAGAGUGUGGAAAGAGCUUUAAUAAGAGUGCAAACCUUAUUUCUCAUCAAAUGAUUCAUACAGGGGAGAAACCAUACAAAUGCUUGGAAUGUGGAAACAGUUUCAAGUGGAGUACACACCUUACUUAUCAUCAAAGUAUUCACACAGGGAAGAAACCCUAUAUAUGCUUAGAGUGUGGGAAAAGCUUUACUCAGAGAACAAACCUUACUUACCACAAAAGGAUUCACACUGGGGAGAAACCAUAUGAAUGCUUGGAGUGUGGAAAGAGCUUCCGAACAAAUACAGACCUUACUUCUCACCAAAGGAUUCACACUGGAGAGAAACCAUAUAAAUGCUCAGAGUGUGGAAAGAGCUUCAGAAGGAAUACAGACCUUACUUCUCACCAAAGGAUCCACAGCGGGGAGAAACCAUAUACAUGUUUGCAGUUGUGCGGGAAGAGCUUCAGCCAGAGAUCUCACAUCAUUACACAUGAGAGAACCCAUACGGGAGAGAAACCGUACAGGUGUUCAGACUGUGGGAAAAGCUUCAACCGCAGGGCGAACCUCAUGGCCCACGAGAGAACCCACACAGGGGAGAAACCAUACGAAUGUUCAGACUGUGGCAAAUGCUUCAGCCAGAGCUCAUGGCUGAUGGCGCAUAAAAUAAUCCACACCGGCGAGAAGCCCUACAAGUGCCAGGACUGUGGGAAGUGUUUCAAUCACCGGUCGAGCCUCAUUAAACACGAGCGGUCCCAUUCGGAAGAGAAACCUUACGCUUGCUCGGACUGUGGGAAGUCUUUCAACGAGAGCUCCAAGCUUAUCAAGCAUCAAAGGAUUCACACAGGAGAAAAACCAUAUAAAUGUCUCCAGUGUGGAAAAAGCUUCUGCUUUAGGUCCAGCCUGAGUCAACACGAGAGAACACACACGGGGGAGAAGCCGUAUGAAUGCUGUGACUGCGGGAGAAGCUUCAGGCAGAAGUCACACCUCAUCAGGCACGAGAGGAUGCAUACUGGUGAAAAACCCUACAACUGCUUGGACUGCCCGAAAAGCUUCAGCCGCAGCUCAGCUCUCGUUGAACACAAAAGGAUUCACACAGGAGAGAGGCCGUACAUGUGCUCGCACUGCGGGAAGAGUUUCAACCAACGCUCGUACAGUCUCAUCCACGAGAGAAGCCACACAGGGGAGAAGCCAUAUAAAUGCUUAGACUGCGGGAAAAGCUUCAACCAGAGAUCGCACCUUGGGAUACAUGAGCAGACCAAUCCCAGCGAAACACCUUAACAUUCCCUUUUUUGUUCUGAAAAUUUGUCAGAUGAGAGCUCUGAACUUUAACAGAAGCUACAGCACAGACACGAACCAGAAACAAAGAGUGGGAAAGGUUUAGA